GCAGAGAGGGGUGGAGGACACGGAAUGGAGGCCAGUGGAGGGAUUGGCAGAGAGGGGUGGAGGACACUGAAUAGAGGUCAGUGGAGGGAUUGGCAGAGAGGGGUGGAGGACACUGAAUAGAGGUCAUUGGAGGGAUUGGCAGAAGAGGGGUGGAGGACACGGAAUGGAGGCCAGUGGAGGGAUUGGCAGAGAGGGGUGGAGGACACUGAAUGGAAGCCAGUGUGGGGAUUGGCAGAGAGGGGUGGCAGAUACAGAGCGGUUGGAGAUGGUGAGGAGAUGGUCGGAGAUGUGGCGGAGGUCGGAGAUGUGGCGGAGGUUGGGAGAUGGUGCGGAGGGGUGGAGAUGUGGCGGAGUUUGGAGAUGGUGCGGAAGUUGGAGAUGGUGCGGAGGUUGGAGAUGU
Messenger RNA from Staurois parvus, 400 nucleotides. NCBI's taxonomy places the organism in Eukaryota, Metazoa, Chordata, Amphibia, Anura, Ranidae. The record is from the annotation of a GenBank genome assembly.